This is a messenger RNA of Melopsittacus undulatus (budgerigar), 690 nucleotides long. RefSeq names its product jumping translocation breakpoint (gene JTB). The record is from RefSeq and is a predicted model, not a curated record. Gene Ontology annotation, cellular component: centrosome; midbody; cytoplasm. Gene Ontology annotation, biological process: mitotic cytokinesis. Bases 108 to 518 code for a protein of 136 amino acids. Lineage: Eukaryota; Metazoa; Chordata; Aves; Psittaciformes; Psittaculidae. The transcript has 5 exons.
GACGUCAUCACGCACAAGCCCCGCCCGCCGCGCUCAGUGCGCCAAGAUGGCGGCGGCGCCGCCGGAGGCCCCGUCCCGGCUCCGCUGCGUCCGGUAGCGCCGCCGGGAUGGGUCACGUGAUCUGCGCGGGGCUGGCGCUGCUGCUCUGCGGCAUCAGCCCCGCGGCGGCCAUGGCGGCGGGGGACGAGCGGCGCUCGGCGAGCCCCGUGUCCGCCGCGUGUUGGAGGGUGGAGGAGUUCGUGGUGGCUCAAGAGUGUUCGGCUUGUACCGGGUUCCAGAUGAAGACGGUGCCUGAGUGCAGCCCCACCGGCUUCGUGGAGCAAAUCAACUGCGCCGGCUCCAAGAGGGCCGAGUUCAAGAGCUGCCGUUCGGCUCUCCAGGACUCUCGCUCCUUCUGGCACUUCGUGGGCUCCUCUCUGGCUCUGGCAGCCGGAGCCUCCAUCCUGGUGCUCUGGCGCCAGCGGCUGCUGGACAGGAAGGCUCUGGAGAAGGUGCGCAAGCAAAUGGAGUCCAUCUGACGGCAUCCGGAGCAGCCAAUGGGAUCGGGAGCAGCCAAUGGGAUCAGGAGCAGCCAAUGGGAUUGGGAGGCUCCCAUUGGAUUGGGAGGCUCCCAUUGGAUUGGGAGGAUCCCAUUGGAUUGGGAGGAUCCCGUGGGAUUAGCAGCAAUAAAAACCCGGAGCCCCUGGAGCA